This is a messenger RNA of Entamoeba dispar SAW760, 1938 nucleotides long. RefSeq lists its product as uncharacterized. The record is from RefSeq and is a predicted model, not a curated record. Bases 1 to 1938 code for a protein of 645 amino acids. NCBI's taxonomy places the organism in Eukaryota, Evosea, Mastigamoebida, Endamoebidae. The transcript has 2 exons.
AUGUCAACAACUGAAGAGCACAUUAAAAAGAUUAUUAUAAAUCAAAACCAAAAGCCAAUUGAAUACCACAACACAAAAAAAGAAGGAGAGGUAUAUACUAAAUCAUGGGUACACUAUCCAUAUUCUUACAAGGAUACAUUUAAUAAAUUAGAUUCAGAGAAGAUUAAACCAUUUUGUAAAGGCAAUGACAAAUCGCUUCAAGAAAUUUAUUUAAUAGUUAAAGGGAUUAGUAGAACAUUAUUAAGUGAGAUUAAUGUAUCAAGAAUUAACUUACAAAAUGAAAAUAAGAUAAUUAGAUUUGAAUGUCUUAUAUGUGACAUUUUAGAAACAGCAAUUAAAUAUGAACAUAGACUUCCUGAAAUUACAUUAGAAGAUUUUGUUCUUAGUGAUGAAAGAAAUAAAGUUUAUGCAUAUGGAGAACUAUUUUAUUUAUUAAAUCUUUAUUCUGAUAGUAUUGAAUGGUUCUUCAUCGGUUUUGAUCCAACAAAAAGUAAUAUUAAACCAAUUAACUUAAAUAAUGUUUGUUUAAAUUUACAAAGAUUAUUUGAAUUGUGCAAUGGAAAAGAGUCUAAUUACAAUGAAAUUAAAAUGUUUCUAUUUGAUUUACAUCAUAUGAACUCUAUCCAAAAUAUUCUUCAACAUGAAUAUUAUCAAAAAAUUUAUAAUAGAAAACAUGGAGUUAGAAUAAAUUCUAAAGAUUUAUUUUUCAUUUCUAUAAAUGGAACAGAAGUUCCUUUUAUAGACGUCAUUAAUUCAGAACCUAUUAGUAUGUCAUCUAAAACUUUUUUAGAAGGAAAGGAUAAGUCUUCUCGUAUUCAAAGUGUUGGUAAAGGAGGAGCUGCAUUUAUUUUUAAAGGAAAGUUAAGAACUAAAGAAAAUGAAAUGGUAGAUGUUUCAAUUAAACUAUUUAAAAAUUUUAAAAAUAAUCUCUAUGACACUAAAUGGAUUUUUAAAAGAGAAAAAGGAAUGAAACUUUGGGCAGAUACCACAUUACAAGAUGAAUUACAAACUCCAAAUUUUGAAUUAGAAAAUAAUACAAUAAAAGCACUAACAUAUAUCAUUGAUAUAUUAUCAUGUGCAAUUAAUUUUAAAAAUCUAAGUUGUUUUAAUAGGGAUUACAAAUUAAAUAAUAUCUUUAUUAAAUCGGGAAGAGCUCUUGUUGGUGAUUUAGGUACUGCAAUUGCUCUUUCUCCAACUAAUCCUGGAGAAACCAAAAUGUUCACUCCAUGCAUGCUUCCUUGCGACUGGGUUGAGGCUGAAGAUAAAACAACUAAUGAUAUUUAUUCUAUUGGAAUAACACUAUCUAACUUCUUAAUGAACCAAACUAACACCGAAAUACUACGAAUUGAAGCUAUUAAGUCAAAAGAAAAAGCUUUACUCUCUGAAAGUACUUUUGUUCAGCAACUAUGUCUUGUUGUUAGUAAUGUACAACCAAAAAAUAAUAUCCCUUCAGAAUUGAAAAACUAUAUCAAAGAAUUCAAAGAGGCUCUUUUAAAGAUGAUGGCACCAAAAUAUGAAGAAAGAGCAAACUGGGAUGACGUUCAAAAACUUUUAAAUUUAACAAGAAAGACAUAUGAGUCUUUAACAAAGAAAAAAUAUGUACCUUCUGUUUCUAAAAAAUUAUUUACCUUAAAAGACGUUAGUAAGAGAGUCCUUCAAUGGUAUUCAAAUUUAUUAAACUCAAAUGAAGAUAUUAUAGAAAAUAAAUUCUUUGGAUAUUCUGAAUUAGUUUCUAAUAUCGAACAGAAUGAGCCAAAUCAAGAAAUGUUUGAUUUAACAUUGAGGCUUGUUGAAGACGUAUUAUUUGCUGCUAGUAAAAGAAGUGAUAACAAUUUAAUGUUGGACUGCAAGGCAAUCUUUGAAGUUCUUAAAGUAUAUCCAUUCAUUACAGACAAACAAAAGUCAAUGGUUGAGUAUCUUUCUUCACUUAUAAAUUGA